UUUAAAUGUAGCUACAUUUAAAAUACGCUAAACUUACAGAGAGAAAACUCUGCCAAACAGGCAUGUUAGUAUCCACCUCUGGGGUCCUGCGAGGAGACAUUGCCGCAGAGGAUUCUGGUCUUCUUUCUUUCGAGCCUGGGUUCGUAAUCUGAAGACAUGGGAAAGUGUCGUGGUCUGCGUACAGCCAGAAAGCUGCGUAACCACCGUCGUGAGCAGAGAUGGCACGAUAAACAGUACAAAAAGGCCCAUCUCGGCACUGCCCUGAAGGCUAACCCCUUCGGAGGCGCUUCCCACGCCAAGGGAAUUGUACUUGAGAAAGUUGGUGUUGAAGCUAAGCAACCCAACUCCGCCAUUAGGAAGUGUGUCAGGGUCCAGCUCAUCAAGAACGGCAAGAAGAUCACCGCCUUUGUCCCCAAUGAUGGUUGCUUGAACUUCAUCGAGGAAAAUGACGAGGUUCUUGUGGCAGGAUUCGGGCGUAAGGGACACGCCGUCGGUGAUAUCCCUGGUGUACGUUUCAAGGUGGUCAAAGUGGCUAAUGUCUCCCUGCUGGCCCUCUACAAAGGCAAGAAGGAGAGACCCAGAUCUUAAGACAGUUCUGAUGGGGAAAUCAAUAAAAUGUUUUCACAAUUUCA
Messenger RNA from Oncorhynchus keta (chum salmon), 632 nucleotides. Its product is annotated as 40S ribosomal protein S23. The transcript has 4 exons. NCBI's taxonomy places the organism in Eukaryota, Metazoa, Chordata, Actinopteri, Salmoniformes, Salmonidae. Gene Ontology annotation, molecular function: structural constituent of ribosome. The record is from RefSeq and is a predicted model, not a curated record. The coding region runs from base 157 to 588 and encodes 143 amino acids. Gene Ontology annotation, biological process: translation. Gene Ontology annotation, cellular component: ribosome; cytosolic small ribosomal subunit.